GUUAUUAAAUACUUGGGUUUCUUUGCAGAAUUGCAGCCAGAACAAGGCCAGCACACGGCAGGAACUUCAAACAGAACUGAAUAGCCCACAACAACAGCUCUAGAUGACAAUCACCUUUUCCCCACUGAUUCCUUCUCCUUUGCUUGCAAUGCAUUCUAUGAGUGUGAAGGUAAGGAUUGCUCUGUGUGAAUCCUCCAAACAUUGAGGGAAAAUUUACUGAACUCAGCAAUACCCAUUCAGCAAGUGGAUAAAGUCCCAGCCCAAAGUAUUCUUAGCCAGCUGUGGGACAUUCAAGGGCAACUGUCACAGCAUACUUAACAGCACACCUUGCAGUGGGGAGGGCCACAAUACACAGAGUAUCCCCACACAAUUCCAGAGAGCUUCAAACCAUACAGAGUAAUGUCAGAAGGCUGCAAGCAUCUGCCCUUUUUGUUCUUUAGCCCAACCUUUUAUCCCCAUCACGUUCAUGCACUGCCCCUGUGUGCCCUCUGCUCCCUGGGCACUCCAUGGCUCAUUGCUCACCUGCUUCUCACAGCUGUGCCCAUUGGGGACAAGGGCCACAGCCCCACUCCCAAUCACCAUGAACUGUGUACCUACAGGCAACCAGACCAGCUGUAGGUCUAAACAUAUUCAAAUAUUUCUGGGCAGCCACAGAGACAGGAAAGCAACAAUCUCCAUUACACACAGGCUUUGGACAUGAUCUGUGUGGCAGCCCUCACUCUGUGCAUGUGUCUGUGUGUUGUGGCAGACUCUCCACUUGUGACCAAAUCAAACUGCACAGAACAUUGAUAAAUUCAUAAAAGUUCUACCACAGAACAGAAACACCUGAAGUUCAGAAUACUAUUUAGACAGCUGAAAACAAGGCAAGAAAUAAAACUAAAAUGCUUUUAAGGGUAAAAGACAAAAACCUCUCUCAGUAACAUUUGUGUAUAUUUCAGAAAGUCCCUUAUCUCUUAAGAAACAAUCUCCUCAACAGAACAGUUAUAAUGGGGUUUUCAUUGGGGGAAAUGUACAAAAUUAAAUCCAUUCUUUUUGGUUCUUUAUUCCUGUAGCCCUGAACUCCUCUAUCAUCUGUCUAAAAGAGUUUUGUUUUCUGUUUUGUUUAUAUUUCCCAUGAUGUAUGAAGCAACCCUUUCCUGGAAACAAUGCAGCAUGAGCUAAUGUAUUUAUGAUCCCCAGUAUCACUGUGUUUUCUUUGUGCUACAUCCUUCAAGAAAAAAACAGGUUUUCUUGCCCAAGGACACAGUCCAGCUUAGAGUGUUGGGCACCACAGUCAGAAACAGUCCCAGUCUUAAGAGUGGUUUAAAGGAAAUUCUUUUAAAUAUCUUUACCAGCAUCAUCCUAUUUAUUUGCCUGUCUCUUCAGCAAUCUGUAUAAGUCCAGCAAUUUUGUCUUGGAUCAAAGCAGAAAUCCUCUGACCUCACUGAAAGUGCACCAGAGGUCCAGAAAGAGCAGAGCAAUGAGUCUGCAGCUGUAAGGUGAAUAGCAUCAGGCAGUGCUCAGUUAAAUAACAGGAACUGGUAUGUGUGCUACAAAAAUUAUUGUGGUUGGAUGUUUUACUUACUGCUUUUUCCUGGUACCUUUUUAUGUCCUUUCUGAAUCAAGGUCAGAGGUACUGCAUGUAGUGCUUUCAAAACAUUUGUCACAAACCAACAAUGAAGCAGAACUCUGAAAGGAAAAUUAACAUCCAACAGUUUCUUCAAAGAUGAACUUGACAUAUAUCUUGUCAUCAAACUGAGCCAAGACUCUGCUACUGGGCAUGCAAUCUCAGCAGCUUGUAACAAUACAGUUUGAACUGUUAGUACAGGACUUUGACACGUAAUUCAGUUGAAAUUAAACAGAAGCAAGCAGAAGAGGAAGUCUAUAAUCAGACAGUUUCCAGUUUCAAAAAGCAGAACGUGCACAAGGUUCAUCAUGUUAAAGUUUUACAGAUAAAGUGUACCUAUACAAUAUACUUAUAUUUGCAUAUUAUUUAUUUUAAAACCUCAGUACUUCCUUGUUCAAUUCCCACCUGUGCUUUGUUCACUUUCCCACUCUGGAGUAUGUGCCAAAUACUCCAUAUAAAAAGAACACUGAAAGUUCUGGUGUCUGAAGAUACAUAAUGAGAAAGCUAUCAUGAAAUUUUCCAAAUGUUUGUUGGUAAUUUUAAAACUAUAAAUCUCAAAACUAUAAGCCAAACAUAAUCCCAUGAUUUUUAGAUAAGUAUCACAAUACCAGCAGAGACAGUAAAAAAAAUUCUGAACAGCCAAGAAGAUGGAAGUGUAAUUUCUUCUCAAUUUCUGUCACAGUUCACAGGAAAUACUGAUUUUUAAAAGAAUAGUUCUUUUGAAAAGAGCCAUUACUACUUGACACAAAUAACAUUCCUUAUGUGAACACAAAUGAAAAAAGUGGAAUAUAGUGGUUCACAAGAGGAUACUGUAUCUUACUACAAGAUGUGUACUUGACAGCAAAUUACAUACAAAGUAUACCUAGGAAAAAUUUUGCUUAAAUAGCAGUCAGUGACAGUAUCACAAAUUUUGCUUAAUACUUUAUUACAUAACCAAAAAUUAAAGGAAGAUCAGAGCCAGCCCUAAGUAUUUUUAGGUGUGGACCUGCAAAAUAAUUUUACAGGCCUUAUGCAGGGUUAGGUAUUUCUCACAUAACCAGUCCAAAUAACUCUGGAGAGAGGCAGCAAGCUGAUUCACCAUGAGUUUAAGUUACCUAUUACCUAUAAACCUGAAUAUCUACGAGUCUCUGACACAUUAUGUAUACCACAGAAGUUCAGAUUGUGCAGACUCUUGCCUGUUUCAGGAGUCAAACUGUCUGGACUCCAACAAACCUGCUGCUUGAAGUUAGUAGAGACGUCAACACCCAAACCUUCUCCCAUCGAAUUUUUUGUGAAGACAUUAGCAUGCAUCCUCCCUCAUCAAUCAGAACACUGGAAAAGCAGGUUAGACACCAAAGUAAUCUAGUAAAAUCUUUCAAAGAAGGUUAAAAAAUUACAGAGGGUUAAAUUCUAGAGGAAUUUUUCUUGCGUUACGUGUUGGACAGGGGUAAGAUGAAAUAUCAUGUUUUAAACAGACACAGAAGAUAUAGAACCACCCCCAGUGUUGAUAAAACCAAACAGAGCCACGCCACGGGGAGGGAGGGGACUGUUGUUCACCUGCGGCCGCACCGGGACCGCCCGGGCACUGCUUCCCCAGCCGGCGGAGGCUGCAGGUGCCGGGCUGCCCGGGCGGGAUGCAGCGGUGGCAGCGGGCCCCGGCGGCGCGGCGGCGCUGGGCGCUGCUGCUCGGGCCGCUGGCGCUGCUGGCCGCCGCGCUGGGGCUGCGCGGCACCGCCCGCCCCGGCCCCGCCGACCGCUCGCACCUCUACCGCGGGCUGGAGCUCUCCCCCAGCCGCGGCAUCAACUGCUCGGGGGUGGUCCGCGGCGACCAGACAGCCAUCCAGAGGGCGCAGCUCAACAACCUGGAGGUGGCGAACAGAAGGGUUUCACCGACGCCCGGCGAGUACCUGAACAUUACGAGGGACUGCAGAGCCUUCAAGGAGAGCCGGCGCUACAUCGAGUUCCCGCUCAGCCAGGAGGAGGAGGAGUUCCCCAUCGCCUACUCCAUGAUCAUCCACCACAAAAUCGACAUGUUUGAGCGGCUCCUGCGGUCCGUCUACGCCCCCCAGAAUCUCUACUGCGUCCAUGUAGACAGCAAAGCCCCGGCCGCCUUCCAGGAGGCCGUGAGGGCCAUUGUCGCCUGCUUCCCCAAUGUCUUCGUGGCCAGCCGCCUGGAAAGCGUGGUCUACGCCUCCUGGUCGCGGGUGCAGGCCGACCUCAACUGCAUGCAGGACCUGCUGCAGAGCCCCGUGCCGUGGCGCUACCUCAUCAACACCUGCGGCACCGACUUCCCCAUCAAGACCAACGCCGAGAUGGUGCGGGCGCUGCAGCUGCUGCAGGGCCAGAACACCAUGGAGUCGGAGAGGCCCUCGGCCGCCAAGCAGCAGCGCUGGCAGUACCACCACGAGGUGGGCGAGACCAUCUCCCGCACUGCCCAGAAGAAACCGCCCCCGCCCCACAGCUACCCCAUGUUCACGGGCAGCGCGUACAACGCCCUCACACGGGACUUCGUGCAGUACGUCUUCGAGAACCCCACAGCACAAAAGUUCCUCGAGUGGUCCAAGGACACCUACAGCCCUGACGAGUACGUCUGGGCCACCCUGAACCGCAUGCCGGGCGUGCCGGGGGGCGCGCCCCUCAGCGAUAAGUUCCAGCUCUCGGACAUGAACGCCCUUCCCCGCCUGGUCAAGUGGGAGUACCUGGAGGGGGACAUCAGCAAGGGCGCGCCCUACCCGCCCUGCACCGGCCGCCACCAGCGCUCCAUCUGCAUCUACGGGGUGGGCGACGUGCCCUGGAUGCUGCAGCAACACCAUCUCCUGGCCAACAAGUUCGACCCCGAGGUGGACGAUGCGGCCGUGCAGUGUCUCGAGGAGCACCUGCGCCACAAGGCCCUGUACGGCCGGGGGCUCUGAGGGGGAGGGAGCCGCGGACACUCUGGCCAGCACCUGCUGCCUUCCGUGGGCGAGCGCACCACGGCGCCUCGGGGACAGCGGGACAGGAUGCCCUGAGGGGCCCCGAGGAGAAGCCCCGCGGGGCUCUCACAGGGCCGGACGGACGGACAGACGGGCGGGGCGGCCCGGCGGAGCGAAGGGCCGGUGUGGAAGGGCGGGAGGCUCAGCCCCGGCCCGCGGGGUCCCUCACGGGGGGAGCCCCGCUCUCCCCAGAGCCGCCCGAGGAGGCGGGCGCGGCCCUGUGCAGCCCCUUCCGAGUCUGUGGGCAAAGGGCAGCCCCGAGCUGCUCCGGCAGACGGGCAGCCCGACUCACGGUGCCCCCAGGUUUCGUCUCCGGCAGAGAUGAAACGAUGAUUAAUUUGCUUUUCCACACAGCACCUGGCAGCCGCCCGCCCGUUCGUGGCACCCGCAGCGCUGCUCAGCUGAACAUCUGGCGGCUGCUUUCGCCUCACUUUAAACUUUUACUCUAUCAAAACUCGUUAACCGUUAAAAGCCAACCUUCAAUAAAAUCCAAGGUAGUAAAAUACAUAGCGGUUCGGUGUUUUAUGUCCUCUGAGAAUUGUUUGUGCUGCUGCUGGCAAAAAAAGCAGGCAGCAUUAAACCAGUUAACCCUUUGUGCACCCACUUCUCCGUCUGAAACACAGGCACACAUUGGUGUGCAAACCAUCAUUUUCUAAAAUCUACAUCUCUCUUCCCACCCCACCCUCCCCCACCAAAAAAAAAAAAAUUGUGAUAUUUCAAUACUGUAAUUACCAUAUCCAUUAAUGGACAAUGAACAAACCAAUCACUUAACACACUGGGUUUUUUUAAGUUUCUAGUAGCUGAAAGGAAGAUUUGCAAACUUGUGUAUUUCACCCACGUACUUUUCU
Passer domesticus (house sparrow) is the source of this 5405-nucleotide messenger RNA. RefSeq names its product glucosaminyl (N-acetyl) transferase 3, mucin type (gene GCNT3). Gene Ontology annotation, molecular function: acetylglucosaminyltransferase activity. The transcript has 2 exons. Gene Ontology annotation, cellular component: membrane. Bases 3220 to 4497 code for a protein of 425 amino acids. The record is from RefSeq and is a predicted model, not a curated record. Lineage: Eukaryota; Metazoa; Chordata; Aves; Passeriformes; Passeridae.